AUGAGCCAAGCCAACUCUCGAGGCAGUCCUGGUCUACCUUUGCGAUACUCACAAAGCAACCAAUAUACCGAACCGCGCGGCCUUAUCGCACGCGCCGGCACAUAUUUGCCUAUCCGUGGCUCGCAACACGGCGGAUCUCACCCUGGAUAUGGACGCAGGUCUUGGACCCAAUUAUCACUGUGGCAUCAAGUGAAAUCUCGUCUUAGAGCAGCCUUUUGUGUUGCCAACUUCUUGGCGAUUUUGUGGAUGUUUACUCUGUGGUGGGGGGAGAGGACUGUCUUCCGGGAACAGAUAUCGCAAUGCUAUUGGGAUUCGUGGGAGAAAUGGCCUGCUGGUGCCACGCCCCAUCAUGUCGUUUUCGUGGCUGAUCCUCAAAUUGUCGACCCUCACACAUAUCCGGGGCGUCCGUGGCCAUUGUCCACCCUGACAAUCAGAUACACCGAUCAAUACCUACGUCGAUCUUUCUCCCUGAUUGAGCAAUAUCUCAACCCGGACUCGGUUUUGUUUCUUGGAGACCUCUUCGAUGGUGGUCGAGAGUGGUCUACUGCUACAAGUGAGAGCCCAGAAGAACAAUACAGAAAGUACGGUGACAGGUUUUGGUUGAACGAAUAUAACCGGUUUUCCCGCAUUUUUUUUCAACAGUGGAACCAAGCGGGCACUGCAUCAACUGGUGAGCGUCGAGGUCGCAAGCUAAUUGCUAGUUUGCCUGGUAAUCACGAUCUGGGUUUUGGAAGUGGCGUGCAACCCGCUGUUCGCAGGCGAUUUCAGGCAUACUUUGGCCGAGGUAACCGGGUAGAUAUUAUAGGCAAUCAUACGUUUGUUUCUGUUGACAGCGUUUCUCUCUCCGCCAUGGACCAACCUGACCCAGAAACCGGUAGUACCGGAAAUGGUGCCGGUGAUGGGCCUCUCCCUAACGAGGCAAUUUGGGGCCCGACUGAAGAAUGGCUCAAGGGGGUAAAGGAUAUGAAAGUACGUCUGGAAACUGAGGAGCUUCGCUCUCAACGCAAUGAGAGCGAGGGGUUCAAAUUCAUACAGGGGCUUCAAGAAGCUGCGCAGGAUACCGUCAUCCACAAGGCACCUUUCGAAUCUCAGGGAUUUCCAACCAUUUUACUCACUCACGUUCCAUUGUUUCGAAAACCUGCAACUCCUUGUGGUCCUUUACGUGAGCGUUAUCCGCCGUCUUCUACUGAUCCAAUUCCAGAAGAGGACGAGCAGAACGCUCUUAAAAUCAAUGGCGGUUAUCAGUAUCAGAAUGUUCUUACGCCGACCAUCUCUAGUGAAAUAAUGACAAGAAUCGGCCCUGAGGUUUCCCAUAUUUAUUCAGGAGAUGACCAUGACUACUGUGAGAUUACGCAUCGAGAAUAUAUCGGGUCUCCAAAGGAGACUACCGUGAAGAGCCUUUCUUGGGCAAUGGGAAUACGACGUCCGGGGUUCCUAAUGACUACGCUGUGGAAUCCCAUCGACAUCAGCAAUGGAAAGUCUGUUGAUGAGACGUCGCAAGCAACAGUUCAAAAUCACUUGUGUCUUCUUCCGGAUCAACUUUCAAUCUUUAUAUAUUAUGGCAUCAUUUUCUUUGUAACAAUUGUUCUCUUGGUCAUUCGAGCUAUGACCGUCACCUUCCUUUCGUUUGGCAAGCCUGCCGAUUACGAGCCCACUCUACCACUUAACGAAUAUCCACAUCACUCUCGAACACCAAGUCGUACAUCACACCAACCAUCCGCCAGCAUCACUAGCGCGACGGCCGGGGGAAAUCCCCGGUUAGCAAACCGCAGCAACUCAAUGACCACCGCGCCUGCUAGUAACUAUCGUCUGGACGAUGAUAUACGCAAAAGCACUCAACGUUAUGAUGAUUGGAAACGGGGGGAAGACUGGGAAGAAGACGAUAGAGGAAUAAGCAAACUCUUAUCGAGUAGUCGCCAGUCGGGGCGUGAAUGCGUCGGACCGGCUUCUAGUACUGGUCGAUUUACGCAUGAAUUGAAGAGCAGCGUCAAGCAGGUCGCUUUUAUAGUUCUUCCAUUUUAUCUCUGGUUGAUAUGGAGAUGGUGA
Molecule: messenger RNA, 2046 nt
Organism: Talaromyces atroroseus
Lineage: Eukaryota; Fungi; Ascomycota; Eurotiomycetes; Eurotiales; Trichocomaceae
Exons: 2
Coding region: 1-2046 (681 amino acids)
Biological process (GO): GPI anchor biosynthetic process
Cellular component (GO): endoplasmic reticulum
Source: RefSeq, a predicted model, not a curated record